Physella acuta is the source of this 6378-nucleotide messenger RNA. RefSeq lists its product as uncharacterized. The record is from RefSeq and is a predicted model, not a curated record. NCBI's taxonomy places the organism in Eukaryota, Metazoa, Mollusca, Gastropoda, Physidae. Gene Ontology annotation, cellular component: endoplasmic reticulum. Gene Ontology annotation, biological process: response to endoplasmic reticulum stress; positive regulation of ERAD pathway.
AUAAUCCAUAGUUGACCAUCUUUCCCCUCCCCUACAUCGCUGUGUUAAUAUUGACUUCCAUUUAGAAAUUAACCGAUGAUAUUAUCACAAAUGCUUUAGUCAUUGCGAAAUUAAGAGAUUUCAAAAAAGAAACAUGCAAUGCGAACGUUAAUUUCGUAUCGCGAAUUUAAUUAUUUCAAUAAGAUUUUGGGUUUGAGUAUAUUUCCAAGGAUUCCAAGAUGUCGGCAGAUUGAAAUUGUUACGUAGAGACCACUUUGUAAAUUUCGUUUGUCCCAAACAAAACCUUUGUUGCGAGUGUUUAUAACAUCUGUACUGCGCGUCGAGGCUGAUGCCAUAAGUAAACUGACCAUGAACAAUAAUCCAGGUAACAACAAUGGAGGUUUAGGUGGCGCCAGAACUCGCAACAACAAUCCUGGAGGUAGAGGUGGGGAGAAUAAUCCAUUUUUCCACUUCCAGAACCGCCUAUUUCAUGCUUUAUUUUAUCGCAUCUCUAUCACAUAUGCCCGUGCUUUUCCAAGGCCUAUUCGCAGAGUGUUGGAAUUUGCAUUGCUUCUGAAGGCAUUAUUUGUCUUGGGCAUUUUAGUAUACAUCCAUGCAGUAUUUGCAAAAGCCCCCAUGAACUGUUUGGAGCAUGUCCAGGACAUUUGGCCCAGGGAUGGAAUUCUUAGAGUUGAGAUUGUUCGUAAUGCUCCUGAAAACUAUACUAUUAUUCACUCAUACAAAAAAGAAUAUUCUGAUAUCCAGUUAUUUUUACAGUCUUCUUUUGCUGAAGAGCUAGGCUUGGAAGACUCAAAUUCGGAGGGAGAAUAUGAUGAUGAUGUUGAUGAUAAUAGUAAGAAUACUUCAGAUGCAAGAAGUUUUGAGCCAGCAGAGUUGUUGAAUAAUUCAGGAAUUCACAAUACCACAGAAAUCCAUGAAAGUACAGCCAUAACUGAUAAGGACAGUAAUUAUGAAACACUUUACAAAGUGAUAGAUGAAUCUGUUGAUAAUCCUGAAAUCAAAACUGAUGUCAAAGAAUCAAAUGAAGUUAUGAAACAGGAUGUUUUAGAAGCAGAAAAUGGAGAAAAACCCUUAUCUGUUGUUGUUGAUAUAAGUAACAGUGAUGAAACAGAGAGCCAUUCUAGUGAAACUAAUGACCCAACAGAAGAAGUUGUAGUUGAAGAAAUAAAGCCAAUUUCUUGGAGUAGUUUAUUUAGCCUAAAAUUUUGGUCUCUUGAUGAUGAUGAAAUUCCAGGGGAUAGCGAGAACCCAGACCAGCUGAAUAAAACACAAAAAAACCUGAGCAUGGUUAACAUUCUUCCCAUAGAAUUAGAAGCACAGAUAGCUGAGGGCUUGACUGAAUUUGAAAUGCUGGCAAGAGCUGUGUGGCCAGAAGAGAAAUAUAUUGUUGAAUACUCCUUGGAGUAUGGUUUACUGAGGCUUUUGCCAAAGACACGAAAAAAACUGAACAUUACAGUAAUGUUGGUCACUUUAGAUCCUGAAAAGGAGACAUGCUUUGGUGAUGGCUUCAGUCGGUUUUUGCUUGAUGAAUUUCUUGGAUAUGAUGAUAUUCUUAUGUCUAGCAUAAAGAAACUGGCUGAAAAGGAAAAUAACAAAGGCUAUCUCCGGAAUGUUGUAACGGGAGAGCAUUUUCGGUUCAUAAGUAUGUGGAUGGCUCGGACAUCAUAUCUGGCUGCUGCUUUCAUCAUGCUUAUUUUUACUGUAUCAGUUUCAACACUCUUGAGAUACUCACAUCACCAAAUUUUUGUUUUCAUUAUGGAUUUGCUGCAGAUGUUUGAUAUGAACAUAGCCAUAGCAUUUCCUGCAGCCCCACUUUUAACUGUCAUAUUAGCACUUGUUGGCAUGGAAGCCAUUAUGUCUGAGUUUUUCAAUGACACAACCACAGCAUUUUAUAUCAUUCUUAUUGUGUGGAUCGCUGAUCAGUAUGACGCUAUUUGCUGUCACACAAACAUCAGCAAAAGAAUUUGGCUAAGGUUCUUCUAUUUAUACCAUUUUGCCUUUUAUGCUUAUCACUAUCGAUUCAAUGGGCAGUACAGCUCUCUGGCACUCUUUACCUCUUGGCUGUUUAUACAACAUUCGAUGAUUUAUUUCUUCCAUCAUUACGAGUUACCUGCAAUCCUACAGCAAGUUCGCAUUCAAGAACUACUUGCUAAUCCAGCACAACCAGGUACUGAUGGUGAAGACCAACCUCAGCAGAACAACAACCCUGAAGAUGAGGGAACACCAGUGGAUCCUAGGGCAGACACUGAAGUUGGUGAUGCUGCCACUGAUAACUCUACCAGCCUUAACAGUGAGCCAGUGGCUGAAGGAAAUAAUGCUACUGAUAAUCACACUAAUAAUAAUAAUCCUUCGGAGAGAGGACCAUUGCCUAGAGAGGUAUUGCGAUUAGACAACAUUCACUUGAACCCCAGAGAUGGUGCAGCUGGUCUGACGGAUCUGUUUAAUUUCCUCCGACAAUCUCGCUUUCUACAGAACUACCUAAAUCCUGAUACCACUGCCAAUGGUGAAGCCCAGCCUGUGGAAGAAGCUAAUGGCAACAGGCAGCAGGAUGUAAGAAACAACUUUGAGAUUGAGCGAGUGACGGUGUACACACAGAGCAACAUCUACAGGCUCUUUCGUCGUUUUAGAAACAACAGAAUGCACCAGUCAGCUAACCAGGACAUGGCCAGAGACAACCCAACAGCAGCCUCCAUUGACCCAGAUCAUGGCGGCAAUAACUACUCCAGCAUGCCUGGUGGUACUUCUUCAAGUAAUGCUGAUGAUAACAUUGAAAGCGUUCCUCAAACUAACUCCAGCGUAUCAUCAGAAAAUUCACCUGGUGAAAAUAACACAAACACCCAUGGUGAGUCGUUGUCAUCGUUAACAUGUAAACAUGAAGAGAACUGCCAAGCACAGUUCUGUGAAGGUCAAGCUGACCAGCCACCUUUUGUUUUCCCAUCUGCAGUGCCAGACCUUAAUUCUUCAAAUACUUGUUCAAAUGAUUUUCCAGUCUUUCAAAGUGCUGAUUCUCCUCUCAGAUCUUCUAAUUUAGACCUAACAUCACCUUUUGAUGGGAGCAGCCCCCAUCCUGCCAGUUCACAGACUAGCACUAAAAACUCUAAACCAGCUGGUGGAGCUGAUAUUGAACUCUGUGAUGUCGCUGAAGGCAUUACACUCCCCAGUGAGAAGGAGCUGUCAAACCUCCAGCCUCACAAGGAAAUCUCAGACAUGAAAACAAUAGAUUUUCAGUGUGAUACAUCUGCGAGUAGUCCCAGCUCUACUCAGGUGCCUUUGGCUGGUUCAGGCCUCAACCUUGAUAGCUCUUUAACAGACAAAGCUGGGGGACUGAACAAAGUGCAUUGGUCUUUAACUAAAAACUGUAAUCCAGGACUGAUUGUGCCAACUACUAGCAGUACUAGUGGCUGUAGUAGCAGAAAUUCUUGUGAGGAAAAUAUGGGCACAGCUGUGUAGUGUGGAGAAUACUGUGGUAUACAGUGGUAUGUAUUCCAGUGUGGUCAACUACUCUUAAAAUUAUUCGGCGGAAAUAAAUUGUUUUAAAAUAAAGAAUACUUUCUUUCUGUAUAUAUUUACAUACACAUAUAUUUACUUUUUUUGUAUCAUUUAUUUUUAAUUUGGUUUCCCAAUUUAGAAAAAAAUUGUACAUCUAGAUAUUUUUUUUUUCAUUUGACAACUUUGUCUAGCCGCACUAAUUUUGAGCAGUUGAAGUACUUAAGUAACUCAAAACUUAAGUACAUGUACUAUUAAAAAAAAUAAUUAAUUUAACAUUUAUAAGAUUUGGUCACUAAAAUAUAAAAUAUAUUGCUUUAAUCACCAGAUUUUCCUGUUCUUUCUCUUGCAAGGAGAUCUAUUAUUAUUUAAACAGAUACAUCAUACAAUGUUAUUGGCUUUGCUAGAUAUAUUAUAGAUAUCUUUAAUGUUGGAUUUUAAUCCAUUUCCCAUGCUGAUGUAAAUUUGGUGUGUAGAGUUGUGUGGAAAUGGGUUGAACAGAAUGUCUGUUCUAUUCACUCAUUAUUUGUGAUAUAUCCUUAAUCAUGCAGAUUUUAUUUUCAUUGAUAUCUAACAAAAGGAUUAUUGAAUCAAGUAAAAAAACAGGUUAUUGUAAUCUUACAUAAAAUGAGGAAUGUAAAUAGCUGUAAUACCUAUUGCAAUAAAAUGUUUAGAACUUCAUUUCUAAUCAAUAGAUAAACAAUUUGUGCAAUAUUGAUUAGUUUGGAUUGAAUAAUUUUAAUUUUGAAAAUUUACUAUUCACUAGUAUCUAAGAAAGUAAAAGCUAAAGUUAUGAUUGAUUUGAAAGCUACAAUACACAACACUACAUGUAUCUAAGUAAACAUCUUUUUAUUUAAAAAGAAUAUUCUAGUUUUAUAAAUUAUAAUAGCAUAAAAAUGCAAACCAGAACAAAACCAAUUUUCUGCUUUGAAAAUUAUAAGCAUAACACUGUUAAGCUUUCUUCAGAUGUUUUAUUGAAAUUUCUUCACAGAUUUUGUUUCAAAGUAUUUUGCUUUUUGGUUGUAUAAAAGGUUAUAUUAAGAACAAAUGGAAUGGGUUGUCUCCCAUUUUGUAUGUUGUUUAGAUUUGACUUAAAAAUAAACUUAAAAAAUGUAAUGUAUCAUUUUUAACACGUUUGCCAUAGGAUAUUUAUCAAAAACACUGAUCCUUGCAGCUUCUGCUGAAUUUGUUGGCCAGCUUAUAGAUUCAGCUUAUAGCUUUCAAUUUGUUGGCACAGGUAGGUUAUGUAUAUUAACAGACCUUUCUUCCCAUUAUACUAGUAAUUAAAAUGUUUGCUGUAUUCUAGAACCAAUAAAUCAGUGUAUACAAAGUAUGAUUGAACAUAACUGAUUUGUCUUACUUGAAAAAGGGAAAGCUCGUUACUAGUUUGAAAGAUUAUUCAACACGUAGUUAUUUUGUGUUGAGUUUGAAAUUGAACAUUACCCAUUUUUUAAUUGUUGUAUGAAUAAAGAAAAGUGUUAUUCAUAGUAUCUAACAAUGCUUAUCACUUGCAAUCUUUGACACUAAUUUUUAAACAAAAUGUUUCAUUCUGGCUUAAAAUAUUUAUUUUUAUAUGGGUAGUUGUGGAUACAUUAACCUCAUUUAUGUAUGAAUUAACAUCUAGUUUUGGAAUCAUCCAAAAAUGACAUCAGACUAAUAUAACAGUUUUUUUUUGCCCCUGUCCACUCAAUUUUUACACAAAACAGAAACUGCACCCCACCCCUUUUCCUAUUGACAUAUUAAAAAAAAAUUAAAUGUUUUGAUCCUUUUAAUGUUGAAGUGUUUCUUAACCAACAUUUCCCCCUCCUUUCUAGAUCAUUGCCACAAAAGUCAGAAUACUCCCACUAUCCUGUGAUGUCAUUUUUGGGCAACCCCUUUUAAAUGCACUCAUUAAAGUACAAUCAGGAUAUUGAAUAUGGCCAGGUUUAAAUCUGCUUUGGUUGACUAUAUUAAAAUUCUAAAAAAAGAUAUUCCAUAAUAAAAAAAAAGUAACAAAUAGUGUAUUUAAACAGACAAAGAUCCUAUACUUUCUUUAUGUCGGGAAAAUUUUCCAAUAAGGAAUGUUAUUCAUCUUAAAGUUUGUUGUUACCUAAGUUAAUUAAGAAUUUCCAAUGUUGAUGAAGCAGGAUUUUUUCUAAAAAGAAACAUAAGACUUACUAGCAUGAGAAGUGAAGUGGAACUCUUCUGUAAUUGAAUAUUGUUAACAUCAUGAAUUUAUGCUACAAUAGACAUCUAAUAAAUAUUUGGUUUACUCAAAGACUUAAAUUUUCUUUGUGUUAAAUUUUUGCUUUCCCGUUAAUAUUAUAAUAGCUGGUAAACCAAAGUUCAAGUACAAAACUUUGUUGUUUUUUCUCUGAAUAAAUUGUCUGGUUCAUGUAAAAUGGUUAUAAUUGAUCAAAACAUGGAGACUAUGCUUUGAUCUUAAAUCUAAGAAGCAAUAUGCAUUUCAGUUUGUUCAAUUUUUUUUUAAUUUUUCUCUGUGCCUAGGUGACACAUAUUAGUAACAAAAUUUUUGUUAUCAUUAUGCUCAUUCUUUAAUUUUAAGUAUAUUUGAUAUGUAUAUAAUUACAUACAUUUCCCAUAGUGGGACUAGCGAUGUGAAUAAAACAGUUGAUCCAAGUUAAGGAUCAUUUUACUGGAAAGGGUUAAAAGAAAGUAUGCGGAAUUAUUGUUGAAGUUUUUAAAAACAAUUUUUGUUUGUUUGUUAAAACUUUAUCUUUACUUGUUUUAAGUUUAUGUAUUUUCUUUUGUUGAUUGUGAUUCAUAAAUGCAUACUUUGUGCUAAAGGAUUUACUUCCUGUGAUGUGAAUACUAAAUAAAAACUUUCAUAUGUAUAUCAAGUAAUCAUAAAUUAACAGAUGCAUUUCCAUUAAAAAAAAAAUUUAGACAAUG